Molecule: messenger RNA, 432 nt
Organism: Symbiodinium pilosum
Lineage: Eukaryota; Dinophyceae; Suessiales; Symbiodiniaceae
Source: the annotation of a GenBank genome assembly
GUCCCAGAGGCACCUUGCCCGCGUCAGCCCCCUCAGCCCCUGGAGCCUGUGCAGGUGGGUAUUCCUGGCGCGCUCCAGUUGCAGAAGCCUCUGGUGCCUUCCGAAGAUUUUGAGGAUAUCUCGGAUCAGUGUGGUCCUGGCCUGCAGGCUGAAGAUCAGUCGCCAGGCAGCCAAAGUGACACCGGGCCGCCAGACGAGGAACCCUUCGAAGCGGAAGGCAGCGCCGGAGAGGAGAGCAAGGGAGCUCACGAGGAGAUGCCAGAAGUGGACGAAGAGGCGAUGGGGAGCCCUGUGGCUCCAAAGAUAGAGGCCGCAGCCGAAGAAGUGGAAGAGGAGGAGCAAGUUGGCUAUGCCGAGAUCAUUCGCCGAAAUGAAGACUCCUACACUAUGCCGGAUGAGGAGGAAGAGGAAGGUGUCGACGAGGACCGCUAA